This is a messenger RNA of Momordica charantia (bitter melon), 1222 nucleotides long. Its product is annotated as phenolic glucoside malonyltransferase 2. Lineage: Eukaryota; Viridiplantae; Streptophyta; Magnoliopsida; Cucurbitales; Cucurbitaceae. The record is from RefSeq and is a predicted model, not a curated record.
UUUCGCCAUCUUUCGGGGUAUGGGUUUCGUGGAGUUACGGAAUAUCAUCCUCUUGUCCCUCAGUUGCCGGUUUCUCAUGACCGUGCUGCGGUGAUUGCUCUCCAAGUAACUCUGUUCCCUAAUAGUGGGUUUUCCAUUGGAAUGACUAACCACCAUGCUGUUCUUGAUGGAAGAACUGCAACUUCCUUCGUCAAGUUAUGGGCUCGUAUUUGCAAGCUUCAUGUUGCGGGAGGGUUGUAUGAUCUGACAACUGAGCCGAUGCCAUUCUAUAAUAGGAUUGAAGAUCCAAGGGGCAUCGCAGAAAUUUAUGCCAAUGUAUGGCUGAAGGACAAGGGACCCAACAACAGGAGCUUGAACCUCCACUUACCCAACACUCCACAGGGCUUAAUCCGAUGCAGUCUCCACCUCACACGCCAACACUUGCAAAAUCUGAAGCAAUCUGUUCUGAACAAUAAGAACAACCAACACAGCAAAAAUUCUGAUCAUCAUUCUCACAUAUCUUCAUUUGCACUGGCAACUGCUUACAUUUGUGUGUGCACAGCCAAAUCUGAGGCCUUAACAGAGGGCAAAUUAGUGUUUGCUUUCGUGGCUGAUGCUAGAUUUCGUCUGAAACCGCCAAUGCCUUCAAAUUACUUUGGCAAUUGCUUGUCGGGUCGUGCCAUUUUUAUUGAAAGGAGUGAGCUUUUGGGAGAAAAUGGAAUGGUUGUGGCUAGUGAGGCGAUAUCAGAGGGCAUUAAGGGUUUGGAAGAAGGAGCUCUAAAUGGGGUGGAAAAUUGGUGCUCGAUGAUGGCCACAGCAACUGUUGAUGGUGAUGAUUUUGGAGGAAAUUAUAAACCAAUUUCGGUUGCUGGGUCUCCAAGGUUUGAAGUUUAUAGUGCUGAUUUUGGGUGGGGGAGGCCGAUAAAGGUGGAAUUGGUGUCGGCUGAGUCGUCGGAAACUAUUGCUCUGAGUGAGAGUAGAGAUGGCGAUGGUGGGAUGGAGAUUGGAGUUGUGAAGAACAAGGAUGAAAUUGAAAAUUUUGUUGCUCUAUUUUCCAAGGGGCUUGAAUGCCUUUGAGCUAUUCUCAAUUCUUGAUUCGCUUUACAACUUAACUUACAGGUAUGUUUGUUAUUCUCAUUUCUGAUUUGUUCAAUCUCAUUUUGAGUAGAUUUUUAUUUUUCUCUUUUUUAAUAAAUAGAAACAAGAAAUGUUGUUCCGUUGAUAAUUGUUUUUUGUUUUUUUG